AUGGCUGAUCUCACCGAGCCGUCCCCGGUACCUCCGCCGGUGACCAAUGGCGCGUUGCCUGCUGCAUUGCCUGCCGAGGACGCAGCUGGCGAGACAGUCGCCGCCAUCGCGGAGGCCGACAAGAUAUCCGCAGAUGAAAUCGCCCUCUACGACCGCCAAAUCCGCCUAUGGGGCGUCGCGGCGCAAGAGAAGAUCCGCACCGCCAACAUUCUGCUCGUCUCCAUCAAAGCCCUCGCCAACGAGGUCGCCAAGAACCUCGUCCUCGCCGGCAUAGGCUCCAUCACCCUCGCAGACCACGAAGUCGUAACCGAAGAUGAUCUGGGCGCGCAAUUCUUGAUCAGCGACGCCGAUGUAGGCAAGAACCGCGCAGAGGCAGCAUUGCCUCAGGUGCAAAAGCUCAACCCGCGCGUCACCGUCAAGACCCUCACCACCGACAUCCGCAACGAGCAGGAUCCCAACUUCUACGCCGCCUACGACAUCAUCAUAUGCACCGACAUGGACUUCCUCUCCACCUCCGCCCUCAACGCCGGUGCGCGCAUAGCACGGAAACCCUUCUACGCGGGCGCAUCACACGGCAUGUACGGCUACAUCUUCGCCGACCUGGUCGAGCACAACUUCGUUAUCGAGCGCGAGAAGAGCAAUCGCGACACGCAGGUCGGCGCUGAGAGCACAACGAGGAGCAUCAAGAGCGUCCAGGUCAAGAAGGAGAACGGAAAGGUGGUUGAGUUGGUCAACAAGCAGGAGCUCUACAGUCCGUUGAUGCUGGUCAAGGACAGCCCACUCCCUGCGGAUAUUGCAAACAACGCCAGGAGGCUGAAGAGGGUCCAUCCCUUACUCACCUGUGUACGCGCAUUGUGGGAGUACCAGCGCAUGGGCCACGGCAUCUACCCUUCGCAUACACCAACAGAUCUUCAGCUCUUCACCACCAUUGCGAACCUCAAGCACCAGGAGCUGCUACUUCCUGCAGAGUCUCUCAAAGCCGAAGUCCUCCGCAGCUUCCUUCAGAAUCUGGGUAGCGAACUGGCACCCGUCACGGCUUUCCUGGGUGGCCAGCUGGCUCAAGAUGUCAUCAACGUGCUGGGACAACGUGAACAGCCCAUUCAAAACCUCAUGCUGUUCGACGGCGAGGACAGCUCAGGACCUGUCUAUGCGCUGCAUCCUAUCUUCCCUGGAACACCGUUACCCAUCAUGUCGAGCAUGCCUGUCAACGCGCCGAUUACGAUGGUCUGA
Molecule: messenger RNA, 1230 nt
Organism: Alternaria incomplexa
Lineage: Eukaryota; Fungi; Ascomycota; Dothideomycetes; Pleosporales; Pleosporaceae
Exons: 2
Coding region: 1-1230 (409 amino acids)
Biological process (GO): protein sumoylation
Cellular component (GO): SUMO activating enzyme complex; cytoplasm
Molecular function (GO): SUMO activating enzyme activity
Source: RefSeq, a predicted model, not a curated record